AUGGAACCAUCACAAACAACGCUCCCUGGGGCCGAGCAUAUAAACUGGAACUUCAUCAAAGACCGUUUAGACCAUUGCAGAAACAAUCAUGGAAGCUGCACCCCGCCGCAGCGAGAGCACUGGACCGAUUUCCGGCUCAUCGACGUCGACAGAAUGUGUCUUGUCCUGCCCCACGACAACCCGCGCUUCGUAGCGCUCAGCUACGUCUGGGGCGUAGGUCUAGAGGCCAACACAAUUCAAUGCACCAAAUCAAAUCUGCCAAUCCUUGAGCAAGAAGGAAGUUUGCAAUCACUUUCCCUUCCAGCCACCAUCCAAGACGCCCUCGAAGCAUGCGCCAAGCUCGACGAGCGCUAUCUAUGGGUCGACCGCCUGUGCAUCGUCCAAGAUGACGCGGAAACCAAACAGCACCAAAUCGAGCACAUGGAGUCGAUAUUCGGGUGCGCGGAUUUCGUGCUCAUCAGCACGCACGGAAAGGACAUGCAUGCCGGCAUCGCAGGCAUCAGCGCAAAACGGAAAGACCAGCUGGUGUCGCGGCUGUUCCGGACAUACGUCGUAGGGCAGCAAAUGCACCUGAACAUGGCCAUCGCAAAGUCGACCUGGACCACUCGCGGCUGGACGUACCAGGAAGCUGUGCUCCCCACUAGGCGUGUCUGGCUUACAGAGUCUUGGGUCUAUUUCGAGUGC
Messenger RNA from Aplosporella prunicola CBS 121167, 684 nucleotides. RefSeq lists its product as uncharacterized. The annotation marks the transcript as partial. NCBI's taxonomy places the organism in Eukaryota, Fungi, Ascomycota, Dothideomycetes, Botryosphaeriales, Aplosporellaceae. The transcript has a single exon. The record is from RefSeq and is a predicted model, not a curated record.